AUUUUGCCAAUGUGACCGGCUCUUUGAAUGACAAUGGAGUGUGCCAAUGCUCAGUGUACCUGCCAGAUACUGUGUUUCCUGUGCAGAAGGUCGAGAUUCUGGAAAUCACAGCCCAAGUGCUUUCUGAGAAAUUUGAAAGAGAACUUACUAAAGUUAGCCAAUAUACCAAAGCAAUUGAAAUGUAUGAACAGAAAAUCCGAAACCUAACCAUCAAAGUGGAACAUAUGGAGUCGACCAGUGUUUCUUACACUGAGUUGGACUUUCAGUUGCUGAAACUGGAAAUCAAUGAAAUGGAGAGACUGGUCACUCAGUUGAAAUCCAUACUUGUUGGAAGCAAUGUGAUUGUUAAACAACUAUACAUGGAGAUCAAGAAUCUGACUCUCAUGGUAAAUGAUCUGGAAUCAUCGGACAAAAACAAUAUCCUUGCAAUCCAUCAAGAAAUUGUGGCUCUCCAGAAUCGAUUGAAGGAAUGUGAAAAACAUAGAAAUCAAACCACAACACCCUCCUAUUUCCCACCAGGCAGCUGUGGUCAUGGUGGGCUUGUGAAUAUCAGCCAGCCCUAUGUUGUACAGCUGAACUGGAGAGGAUUUUCCUUCAAAUAUGGUUUCUGGGGUAGGGAUUCCUCUCUUUGGACUCUGCAGAAGGACCUAUACUGGGUUGCACCUUUGAACCCAGAUGGGAGACUCUUAGAAUAUUACAGACUUCAUAAUUCCUAUGAUGAUUUGCUGCUAUUAAAAAAUGCUCGAGAGUUAAAAAUUCAAUAUGGGGAAGGCAGUGGCACCGCAGUUUACAAUAACUUCAUGUAUUACAAUGUAUAUAAUUCAAGAGAUAUGGGCAAGCUCGAUUUAAACACAAACACAUUGGCUGUGAGGAAAACUCUGCCGAAUGCUGCUUAUGGUAACCGUUUCUCUUAUGCUGGUGUUGGGUGGCAAGAUAUGGACUUUGUUGUGGAUGAAAGUGGAUUGUGGGUAAUUUAUUCAACCGAGGACAACACAGGUUACAUUAUGAUUAGCAAACUCAAGGAGACCACACUUGAUGUGCUCCAUACUUGGAAUACAAGGCAGUACAAGCCAUCCAUUUCCAACGCUUUCAUCAUCUGUGGUGUUCUAUAUGCCACAAGACCUGUCAAUACUAGGAAAGAGGAAAUAUUUUACACAUACAACACAGACACUGAACAGGAAGGUAAAAUUAGCAUAAUUAUGGAUAAAAUGUUAGAAACAAUUCAAAGUAUCAACUAUAACCCCUCAGACCGAGUCCUGUAUGUUUACAAUGAUGGCUACCUUGUUAAAUACAAUCUUAUUUUUCAACCUAUGUUACACUGAUAUGAAUAAACACAACAACUAGAGAUCACAAAAAGUCUGAUUUUUAUAUCCCUUUGGACAAUGUGAAUGUUAAAUUAGGGCCUAAUCCUACCAAAAGUAGCUCCUGGUCAUAAGGUUUAUUCCCAUGAGCUGUACCAUUGAAGGAUAAUAAGCUCUAUGCCUGGUAACAAUUGGGUGCAAGAUUAGGUUCAUAGCUUUUUAACUGGUGUUUAGCUACAAUGGCAACAGGAGUACUAGAAAUGUCUUUGCUAUAAAAAAUAGAUUAAGUAGAUGACCUAGUGAUACACAGAACAUGCAUCAUGAUAGGGAGAUUGCUCACACACUGGUGUGCAGUUGGAGGAAUGUCUGUUUGGAUAACACAUGGAAACUAAACGGCUGUUUCAUCAUCAUUGCUCAAAGUAUGCAAGGCCAUAAAUAUCAUAUUAAAUAUUGGCCUCAAAUAAUUACUAAAAGAUUAAAAUUAGAGGAGAAUUAGAACUUGAUCUUUAAAGAGCUGCCAUUGGUUAAGCUGAAGCUGUGGAAACGGUUGCCUUGUCUCCUUCUUGCAACCCAUCAAUGUAUUUUAGAUGGCAGGGCUCCAAUGCAUUACUUUCCUAAAGUUGCACUUCAUGAAAAAAACUUAUUAACCAUUUUUGGAUGGUUGCAUUUUCUUAGUACUGUGUCCUGGGGGCUUGAUCCAAAGCCCAAUGAAAGCAGUCCCUUGGUACAUGGCACAUGCUACAACAGAACAUAAGCUAUCCAUCCUACAUGCUCCACUUAGUCCUCUGAGUCCAUUUAGUCUGCAAUUACUGUGAUCUCCAUUAGAAUCUUUCAAAAACACUCUGAAAACAAGGAGCCAAAUUAAUUGGCAGAAUAAUUCCAUUGGCAUCAAUUACCUUACAUCGGGGGUGAAUCUAGCACAUAUCUAUCAGUUACAGAAUACUGAAGUUGAGACAAAAUCAUAUGCUCUUUAUUUUUAAAAUGACACAAGAUUUUUUUAUCAAUAUCUGUACUGUAAUCAUGUCAGAAAUAGUGAGAUGAACAGUUAUGUAAAUGCAGUAAAUGUUUGCUGGUUUUCUAUUAUUAAUUCUGUCUUUAUCUUUGUCUUCUUAUAAUCUGGAUCAGUAGAUGUGAAUGAUUA
This is a messenger RNA of Malaclemys terrapin pileata, 2442 nucleotides long. Its product is annotated as olfactomedin-4-like. Lineage: Eukaryota; Metazoa; Chordata; Testudines; Emydidae. The transcript is spliced from 4 exons. Gene Ontology annotation, biological process: signal transduction. The record is from RefSeq and is a predicted model, not a curated record. Bases 180 to 1322 code for a protein of 380 amino acids.